Messenger RNA from Brassica rapa (field mustard), 1159 nucleotides. Its product is annotated as probable LRR receptor-like serine/threonine-protein kinase PAM74. The record is from RefSeq and is a predicted model, not a curated record. Lineage: Eukaryota; Viridiplantae; Streptophyta; Magnoliopsida; Brassicales; Brassicaceae. Gene Ontology annotation, molecular function: ATP binding; protein kinase activity. Gene Ontology annotation, biological process: protein phosphorylation.
UACGCCAAACAUUAAACCAUCAAUUGAGACGAAAAAGAGAAGGUUUACUUAUUCAGAGGUUAUGAAAAUGACAAAUAAUUUCCAAACAGUAGUAGGCGAAGGUGGAUUCGGUGUUGUGUGCCACGGUACUCUAAAUGAUUCCGAACAAGUAGCUGUUAAAUUGCUCUCUCAAUCAUCUAGUCAAGGCUAUAAGCAUUUUAAGGCAGAGGUUGAUCUUCUUCUAAGAGUUCACUAUACAAAUUUGGUGAACCUUGUUGGAUAUUGCGAUGAAGGAGAUCAUUUGGCUCUUAUCUAUGAGUUUAUGCCAAAUGGAGACUUAAAACAACAUCUAUCUGGAAAACGUGGUGGAUCCAUUUUCAAAUGGGGCAGUCGGCUGCAAAUAGCUCUGGAGGCUGCACUAGGUUUGGAAUAUCUACAUGUUGGAUGCACACCGCCAAUUGUACAUAGAGAUAUCAAAACGACAAACAUAUUGUUGGACCAACAGUUAAAGGCUAAGAUCGCCGAUUUUGGCCUUUCAAGAUCUUUCCCUGUUGGAGGUGAAACCCAUGUUUCAACUGUUGUUGCUGGUACACCUGGAUAUCUUGAUCCAGAAUAUUACCAUACAAGUCGGCUGGGUGAGAAGAGUGAUGUGUACAGCUUUGGAAUUGUGUUAUUGGAAAUGAUCACAAACCAACCAGUGAUUGACCAAUCCCGUCAAAGGUCUCACAUAGCUCAGUGGGUUGGGUUUGAGCUCAACCGAGGAGAUAUUACUAGUAUUAUAGAUCCAAACCUCCACAGGGAUUACGAGUCUCGUUCCGUAUGGAGAGCUCUUGAACUGGCGAUGUCGUGCGUGAAUCCUUCUUCAGCAAACCGACCAAAUAUGUCACAGGUUGCUAAUGAACUGAAAGAGUGUCUUGCAUCUGAAAAGUCUAGGAGAAAUAUGAAUAUGGACUCUCAGAGUUCUCCUGAAGUGAGCAUAAGCUUUGACACUGGGAUGUUUCCGAGGGCAAGAUAGUUUGUUUGUGCUGCAAAGUAAGAAGACCAAUGACCGUGACGAGCAUAUGAGGCUUAUAGUGAACUGUUUUGAAUCACAAUUAACUGUUUACGCCUUUUCUUUUUAUGAAUUUUGGGUGACAAGAAAAAAAAAUUUGAGAAUUUCUGAAGAACUUUUGAACAUGAA